This is a messenger RNA of Leptosia nina, 1629 nucleotides long. NCBI's taxonomy places the organism in Eukaryota, Metazoa, Arthropoda, Insecta, Lepidoptera, Pieridae. The record is from the annotation of a GenBank genome assembly.
AUGUCAGUGUUGAGUUUAUUACCGGAAGAUAAACGUAAGGACCAGAGAAAUUCGUUGGAGAGCGUGUACAGCAGCAACUCGCGGUUAAAUUUGCUCCACAAGCGAAAACGCAUGAGCCCACUGCGCCUGGCCCUCGGCAUGUCGUCUCAAACCCAACAGCGCGGAGAUCGCUCUGUGACGCAGCGUGUCCUCUCGGCCAAGACGCACCGCAUCAAGCAGUUGCAGAACCAGUUGGCUGACGCGCACUAUCAUCUGCAGGAACUCAGCAACGAAAAUAAAAUUCUUCGAGCUCUACAAAAGAAGCAAGAGACCGCUCUGCAAAGAUACGAGAGCUCGAGCGCCGAGCUGCCCCAGGUUCUAGCGGCCCACAGCGAGGAGACGCGCGUGCAGCAGAUCAAAUAUAGGCAGGCGCGCCAGCAGUUGCGGGAUCUGGAGGCGCGUCUUCGGGAACGCGAGCAACAGCUUCAGGCGUUGCGGGACGAACAUCGACAUCUACUCCAACUCACUCGUGACAAGAAUCUUCUCGAGCGCGAAAAACUUCAAGUCCGAGUGAGCGAACUUAACGAAACGGUCCGGCAGCAACAGGAAACUAUAAGCGCGCUUCAGCGUCGCAUCGCCCUCGAGGCGAAGAAUUUUAAACAUCGGCUGCAAGUGGAGGUGAACAAGCACAAGGACACGCGCCACGACCUCGAUUUGGCUAUCAGCAACGCCGAUAAACUCUCGACCAUCAUCGAGAUGAAAGAAAAAAUGAUCAGCACCGCAGCCAGUCGCACCGGCGGGAGCAGGUCUCCGUCGAAAACGGCGACAGGGUCCAGGUCCCAGAGCAGGACAGCAGGGUUUGACGACGCGUCUAAGUCCAGCGCCAUGUCGCAGCGGUGCACUUAUACCGCCGUUAACGAACGCCCCACCGCGGCCGGCGCUCGCGUCGCCGAUCCGAGCGAACUUGCCAGAGCCGUACGAGACGGGAUAGCCGAUUUAACGAUUGACGACGACCGAUUGACGGAAUGCGCGACGCCCGAGGACACCCGGAUCAGAAUGCGGGCGAUGAAGAUGGAUUUAAUGACGAAAAUCAUAAACAACGAGGAGUCGACAUCUAGGAGAGCGAGCGCCCUCCGAGGGCGAUCUUCUGAGGAGUCCACCGAGGAGGAGCUUACCCGGGGACCGACUCGGCCCGUCUCGAGAGGCCGUAGGAGCUCAGCCGUCUGCUUCUCCGAGGCGGAUGAGGACGCGCCGGGCUCGACAGAUCUCGCGGCCGGGGAUGACGUCGAUCGGGCUAGCGCUAGGAAGCUCUCAGGAAAACAGGAAAAAUAUUGCAAGAACAUACUAGAGGACAUCGAGAAGAGUUCGCGCGUGAUCGACGUACACGUGCGCCAGUUGUCGGCCGUGCAGAGCGCGGGAGACCGGAUCGCGGAGCAGCUGCGAGCGGUGGACCGCGUCAACGAGUUGGUGAACGCUAAAGGCGAUGUUCCUGAACCGGCGCUCACGCGAUUGCAGGAGCGGUUCCAAUCGCUUUCGGAGCACGUCGUCGCCAGAGGCCCGUCCGGACGCAGAGCCAAGGUCUCCACGCUUCUAGACGACGAAGCGCUCACCAACCGAGACCUGCUGGACGACCUUCUCGGAAAGAAAUGA